UCUCUCUCUUCAUUUACGAGUCGUGUCAAAAAACUUGAAAAUAAAAUUUUCCUUAGGCGGAUCGACUCGGGCACAGGGGAAAAGUUUUUCGCGAAAGGUGUUUCCCGACAGUUCGGUAUCGGUCGAAAAUUGGUGCAAAUUAUGCGCGAAGGGUUGACGAGUGGAGUUGCGAUCGAGUUAGCCGGAAUAGAACGCGCCACGGAGUGAAAUAUUGCAUUCGAAAUUCUUCGGAUUGCAACUGAGACGACGGUCUACCUUCUGUGUUGCAAGAAAAGUGGCUCCCUCUGCUGGUGAAAAUGUGUAUGUGCCCUGGUGCAUUUGUGUAUAGUGGAUCGUCCCAAUAAUAAUGGGCAGAUAGAUGAAAGUGCUGCUGCUCCCAUCGCCAGUGCUCUUGGUGUUGUGUUGGGAAAGAGGGUGCUACUGCUGGAAUGUGCCAGUGUGAGUGUAUUAUUACGGCCACGGAUCCACAAAAGGCUACAGAAGGAGCACCAUCGUCGACGAUUUCUGGAGUAUGGUAAAAAUAAAUGUAAACAUGGCCGAAUGACAAGAGCCAAGAAGACGGAAAUGAAAAUAUUCAAGUGUGCUGGAAAAUAGUUUAGUGCUGCCGAAGUUCAGUAUCAGUGGCAGUAGGCAUUACAGCGGAUCAAAAACGUGAACCCAGCCUACUACGGUGCGUGUUGGAUAUAUUGUGCAAUAUUGUUACCGCAUAGCGAGACAUCACCAUUAGAAUCGAGGCGAUACGCGAGUGAGAGAUCUACCACCAGACGAAAAUCAAAUCCUCAAGUUUUCCGGAAAAACUCCAUCGCAAAAUGGUUUUUCAUUUGUAUUCAGAUCGACUGCAACUAGCCGCAGUUGCCGCUAGAAAAUGAAUCUCGGUCUAUGGGGAUGCUUGGUGCCCUGUGGACUGCAAUACUGGUGCGAGAGUAAAAGCGAUACAUGCAUUACGGAGAUGGGGGCGACGGCAUCAACUGAUUGUCCCGGUGCCGGUGGUCCCGGCGGCAUUCCGGGCCUCACGGGUGCUAUCACGACGGCAGCCGGUGCUACCACGACGACACCCCUCACGGCGGCCGGUGGCGUCGGUGGCCCAGGUGCUGGAAUGUUGGGCGGGGCGUACGGACCCAUUGGGGGACCACCCGUCAUCGUGCGGGAACGGCGGAAGAAGGUCACCGGUUUUGCCACACUGAAGAAGAAACUCAUUCGCCGGCGUCGCUCGUCGAAAGCCUGCGAUCAUGGCCGAGUGUUGCGGGAGUUUGUGUCCAGCUGGAGUCCGAUGGAGCUGUCCGCACUGCUGGAGGAAUACGAAUCGCUGGCAUCGCUGAAGGACCUUUCGGUUCAGGCUGAGCUGGCGCGGCCACCGGCAACCACGUUCAAACAGGAUCUUGCCAGUUUGUACGAUUAUAAGCAUUGCACCGACUGUGAUCUGGUGUUUCGGGGAACUGUCUUCCCGGUACACCGUGCACUAUUAUCCGCGCGUUGUCCGUACUUCCGAGACCUGCUCGCCGGGUGUCCGGGCUACGGCGCACGGAUCUGUUUGGAACUACGCUCCUCGCCGGUGGACGUUCCAAUGUUUUCGUCGCUGUUAAGAUAUCUGUAUACAGGAGAUUUAUGUACACACGAUCCGACCAUAGAUUUAAGUCUGCUACGUAGAUUAGGAGAAGACUUCGGCACACCUAAUCCGCUAGAAAACGACCUGCGCUACCUGCUCGAAACUGGGGACUACGCAGAUGCCGCCAUAGUGUUCACCUCCGAGGGGGGCGACUACCAUCGGCCCGAUUCUGGCAGCUCGGAGUACGGUUUCCGGCCGAAAUUAGAACUACCUUGCCAUAAGGCGAUCCUCAGUGCGCGAUCACCGUUCUUCAAGAAUAUGAUUCAGCGACGGACACGUAACAUUAACGAAGAACACCAACUUCACGGUACGGAUCGAUCGCUGCAUGUUCCGACACGAAUCGUUCUGGAUGAAACCGUUAUUCCGAAACGUUACGCACGUGUUCUGCUGCACGCGAUCUAUCUGGAUACCGUGGAUCUGUCAUUGAUUCUACGAGGAAAUGGAUGCGGCAAUGGAGCGGGAAGCCUCGGAGAAGUGCAAGCGCUCACGCACACUGGUCGAACCCGGCCGUCACCUUUGGAAGAAGCCAUGGAACUGUACCAAAUCGGACGUUUCCUCGAGUUGGACAUCUUGGCGCAGGGUUGCGAAGAUUUGAUCCUCGAAUGGCUGUCGCUGGAUACGCUGGCAACGGUUUUGCGUUGGGGAGGUCAGCCUCAUGGAUCCGCCUGGGUUUAUCGUCAAGCUUGUCACUAUCUGCGUGAGGAAUUCUCGGCUAUUGUUGGUUCCCCGGUGCUCUUCCAGUUGGAUAAAUCACAAUUGGUCGAAGCCCUUCAGAAUAAUUUCCUCCAGGCAUCGGAACUGGAAGUACUGCAAGCUGUGCUGAAGUGGGGCGAACAAGAACUGAUCCGACGGAUGGAGGAUCGAGAACCAAAUUUGCUUAGUCACACUGCGCACUCUGUCACUCGGAAGGGUAUCAAAAAGCGUGACUUGAGCGAUGUGGAGUUGCGGGAAAUAUUAUCGGAGUUGCUUCCACAUGUUCGAAUGGACCACGUGCUGCCACCGAGCAAUGAGAUUUUGAACCAGGCAAUCCGGCGAGGUUUGGUCAGUACCCCACCAUCGCACAUGAUUGGGGACGAUCGCGAGAGUCUGAGGAUCAAUGCGUGGAUUCGUGGUGGGAAGAACCACGGUUUAUUUGUACGACCUCGGUUGUUUAUGCCGUACUACGAGGAGGUGAAGGUGUUGCUGGAGGAUCACAUCGCGUCGCAACAGAUCGAAAUGUUGCGAAUGCGGCGUUCGCGCCACAUGCCGGACAUUCCGGAUACACUGUAUAUGGUGUCCAGACUUAAUAGUAAUGCUAGUGGAAAUAUGGGGGGUGGAGGUACGUCAGGUGUCGAUGUUGUCGCAACAGCGGCCGCAUCUAUUCCGGCGCCUGAUCCAAGCGCUAUGGAAGCCAUGCAAAAGAGGGAACAAAAGCUUAGACAAGCACCGAGUUGCCAACGGGCGUUGGCCCUUCCGUUGUCCAGCCGAAACGAAAUCAACCGUCAGAUUAGGUUGAGAGUUGUUCGGGAGUUUAACUUUCCGGAUGAGGUGGCAGAGUUGCUGGAGAAUUCUAACUGCUACUGUUUGGAUGGGGAUGGCUCUACCCCGAAAGCUCAGGGCGAUGACAUACACGCAAGCAAUCAAUCAUUAGACGAUGACACGACCCCGCCACCAUCUCCGGCACUGCCAAGUGAUAUUAUUCCACAGAACGUGGCCUGUUUUGGGCGCAACAUGACAUUCCCCCGGCAACAGCCUCAACCACCAUCGCAAGUGAUUUCUCACGGAACUGGCGGUGGAGGAGACCUGGGAGGCGGUGUAGCAGGUAGGCUACAUCACCCUGGCAGUAUGCUUGGGGCGGGUUCAAGUAUCAUAGGCACGCAUCGACGCCAGGAACUGCCAUCGUUGAUCCCUGGUGGAGAUGUUGUUGCCUACAGGCUGUCCGCUCCAGCUGGUGAUCAUUCUGGAGAGGCUGGAGCUUGUUCGGAGGGACAUCUGUCCGAUAUAAUGCCAGAUGUAGCCAUGGCAACGGCGUCUAUGGGGCAACUACAGCUAGGCGAUAUGCCCGAGAGUCUUCAUCUAGACCUGGGCGAUGGACCAAGUCACAUGAUCGGAGCGGCAGGAUCUCUAGGCUUACAUAACCUCCCGCAUCAUCGAAUAGCAACACCCUCGCCGAGUAAUUUCCACCACUACAUGACCCGAAGUCAUCCACCGUCCAGUUCACUGGGUGGCAGUAGUGCCGGUGCUGGUCAUGGCGUCGAUGGCGGAACCGAACGAGGUGUGAUGGGUAGCGGAAGGCUACCCAGUUCCCUUGGCGGGUCCUCCCAGUCAGGUCAAUCGGGAGUAUCGCCGGCGGCAGCAGCGUCUUCGUCGUCGUACUCGCAGCGUUCCAACUCACCGUACACCUUACACCGAGCAAGUCCGGGCCUGCCGCACAGCUCAUAUCACACCGGCCCCCGGUUAUAGAGACGGCUGCAAGUAUUUCCCGAUAAACGUCAGCUGUUCAGUAUGCCUUUCUGAAAAGGACACACUGAGGAAAUCGCGUGCGGAUGUGAGUAUGAGGUAUGCUUGUGAGCGAUAGAGAACCACCUGUUUAGUUAAACGAAUUAACUAAAUUAAAACAAAUGUAGCAGGAACGAAGAAGGAUCAAAUGAAAACUACUACACAGCAAAAAAAGGAAGGCAAUUAAUUGCAAGAAAUACAUAGAUAUUUGAAUUAAGAGUUAAGUAUUCCAUUAAUAAAAUCAAGAAGAAGAACAACACUACAAUGGCAAGGAUAUAAAAGUAAUAAUAGUACUAUAAUUAAUACAAAAACAGUAAGAAUAAUAAUCGAAGACUUUUAUAUAUUUAACAAAUUACAAAACAAACAUAGAAGCAAAUCCACAUGAUACAAGUCGACAGAGUAAAAGUAACGAGAAUUGAAAGCAAAGAGAAAUGAGAACACAAAGAACAAGGAGAGGGAGAGCUAGAAGAAAAGUUCUUGUGUCUAAUCGACAGUUGUUUGCAUUUGCUUCCCCGGCGUUCGAAGCGGAGCAAUGUGGAACAGUAGUAGGUACACACACGGAUGAAUGACCGAUCGCCUGUGCGUAUGUGGAAUGAAUGCGGAUGGACUCUCAUGAACGAUCGUGCAGAUUUUCUCUUGUUUUGAGAAUUAGGCCGUGCCUUUAAUUUAUUCUCUGCUUAAUUCUUAGCUAACUUUAGUGUCCAGGAUCUCGAGGUUGCGCGCCCGAGAAAAAUAUGAUAAUCAGAUGUUUUUAAUAUGAGAUAAUGUUUUAACGCUAUUUAUUUAUCUUUUUUUUUCGCGAUCUGUGUUUACUUUAUAUUAGACUAUGUAGGACAUUUUUUUUCUCAAUUGGGAAACAAGGCAAAACACUGUUAUUAUUAUUAGGUUGAGAUUUGACUCUUGUUUCCGCGUUAUACGGCGAUGCUGCGUAGUGGAUGAGAGAUUGAUUGUGAGCAAUGAAUGGAACAAAAAAAAAUUUCAUGUUUUCGAAUAUUCGUAACAACAAAAGAAAGAAACAAUGUAUCGUACGUGUAUGUAAAA
This is a messenger RNA of Armigeres subalbatus, 5125 nucleotides long. Its product is annotated as BTB/POZ domain-containing protein 7. Bases 866 to 4048 code for a protein of 1060 amino acids. Gene Ontology annotation, biological process: morphogenesis of a branching epithelium. NCBI's taxonomy places the organism in Eukaryota, Metazoa, Arthropoda, Insecta, Diptera, Culicidae. Gene Ontology annotation, molecular function: protein binding. The record is from RefSeq and is a predicted model, not a curated record. The transcript has 3 exons.